AUGACUGCCUGUGUUUCUAAUCCCGUGCAUGCGCGCCAUCUUCUCAGCCAUCAUGAGACUGAGUUCUUCAAAGCUACUACGUGCUGUACCUACCGCUACAAUAGAGAUUACUGGGCCCAAGAUGCUUUUGAAUGUGCCACCUUGGCGGAGGAGCUUGAGCAAGCGGCAACAACCUAUCUAGGUGGUCCUUGUAAGGUUCACAGGCCCGAGCCUGUUCCUAUCGUAGCUAGCGCUAGCAAUAAUACUAUCGUGAAGGCUGUUAAGGAAGGGGUCAAACUAGGCUCUAACAUCGCAGUUGCCGGAGCUAAGCUCGCCCAGGAUAUUCCGUUGGUCAUGGAGGCGUCGAGCUUCCUGGCCACAAACGUCAAAAUCGCCAGUGAAAGCAACGCCGUCAAGGCCAGUGCAAAAAUAGUACGUCGCGAAGCGGUCCUGGCAAAACAAACAACCAUGGCCUUUUUCGAUGGCGUAGCCGAUACCUUCGAAGCCGCAAAGAAGAUCGUUACUCAAGGUCCUAAAAAGCAAAUCGACUACAAGACCAAGCCAUUCGAGCGAUACAACUGGAACGAGGGGGAACAUCGGGACGGGAGGAUGUACGAGGAGGAUUCUGAUGAAGAGGAUGAGACAUGGGAGUUUGUCUAA
Messenger RNA from Morchella importuna, 639 nucleotides. RefSeq lists its product as uncharacterized. Bases 1 to 639 code for a protein of 212 amino acids. NCBI's taxonomy places the organism in Eukaryota, Fungi, Ascomycota, Pezizomycetes, Pezizales, Morchellaceae. The transcript is spliced from 2 exons. The record is from RefSeq and is a predicted model, not a curated record.